GCUCCCUGUGACGGCACCAGGCAGUCAUGAGUUCCAGUGGCUACGAGCCCUACUUCUCCUCAGUGUACCGGCGGCGCUAUGCAGACGCCAGCCCCCGGACCACAGUGCGCAGCAGCUCUGUGAUUGGAUCCCGCUCUGCUUACUCAAGCUAUGCUGCCCCCCUCUCCACUCCUGCUGGGGGUAUGUCCCGCCUGCGAAGUUCUACCUACCACGGCCGAGUGGCUGUCUCCCCGGUGGGCGCCGAGGUGGAUCUGAGCCGUGCGGCACAAGUGAGCUCCGAGUUCAGGGCAGUGCGUACGCAGGAGAAGGCCCAGCUGCAGGAUCUCAAUGAUCGCUUUGCCAGCUUCAUCGAGCACGUGCAUGAGCUGGAGCAACGCAACCAUGCCCUGGAGGCAGAGCUCCUCGUACUGCGGCGCCGGCAUGGUGAGCCAUCCCGCCUGCACGCACUCUAUGAGCAGGAGGUGCGCGAGCUGAGGGCCGCUGUAGAGGAGGCGCGGGCUGAGAAGCAGGCCGCCCAGGGCCGACGGGACCGUCUUGAGGAAGCGCUGCGGGGUCUGCAGGCCCGCUAUGAGGAAGAGGUCCUGGCCCGCGAGGAUGCUGAGGCUCGGCUACUGGAGGCCCGGAAGGGUGCAGAUGAGGCAGCACUGGCCCGCGCUGAGCUUGAGAAGCAAACCGACACCCUGCUGGAUGAGCUGGCCUUCCUGAAGCGGCUGCAUGAGGGUGAGAUCGCCGAGCUCCAGGCGCAGGCACAGUACAGUGCCCAGGUGUCCGUGCAGACAGAAACAGCUGCACCUGACCUGUCGGCAGCACUGCGUGACAUCCGAGCCCAGUACGAGCGCCUGGCUCAGCGCAACAUGCAGUCAGCAGAAGACUGGUUCCGCAGCAAGGCAGGUGCCCUGGCAGAGAGUGCUGUGCGCCAGAACGAUGCUGCCCGCAACGCCAGAGACGAGGUGGGCGAGUGUCGCCGGCUGCUGCAGGAGCGCACCCUGGAGAUCGACGCCUGCAAGGGAAUCAACCAGGCACUUGAGCGGCAGCUGCUGGAGCUGGAAGAGAAGCAGAGCACUGAGAUUGCCGCUAUGCAGGACUCAAUCAGACAGCUGGAGGAAGAGCUCCGGGCCACCAAGGAUGAAAUGGCUCGUCAUCUGAGGGAGUACCAGGACCUGCUCAAUGUCAAGAUGGCCCUGGACAUUGAGAUCGCUGCCUACAGGAAACUACUGGAAGGGGAGGAGAUGCGCUUCAAUGUGGGUGUGGCCCACAGUCUAGCCUCUGCCCCCUCCUUUGCCCGGCCGAUGUUCUCCCUGCAGACUGGCUUGAUUUCCACCACUCCCUACUUGUUUGGCUCCUCCCUCUCAGCAGCCGAUGAAGUGAUUGCUGUGAGCCGGGCCCAGCGAGCUGAGGCAACCCUUCCUCAGGAAGAAGAAGAGGAAACCAAGGAGGAAGAAGCCACUGCUGAGGGUGAAGAGGGAGAAGCAGCAGCUGAGGAAGACACUGAGAAAGAGGGAGACGAGGGAGAGAAGGAGGAGGAAGGAGACAAGGGGGGAGAGGAAGCAGAGGCGGAAGAAGAAGAAGUAAAAGAUGCAGAGGUAGAGGAGGAAGAAGCCGAAAAAGGUGAGGAAGGUGGAGAUGAAGAAGCUGAAAAAGAGGAAGAAGGUGGAGAUGAAGAGACUGGAAAGGAUGAGGAAGGUGGAGAUGAAGAGACAGGAAAAGAUGAGGAAGGUGGAGAAGAAGAAGGUGGAAAAGAAGAGGAAGGUGCAACUGAAGAGGGUGGAAAAGACGAGGAUGCGGAGAAGGAUGCUGCAGAAGAAGAGGAGGGAGUUGGAGAGGAAGAGGUAGGAAAAGAUGAGAAAGAGGAAACAGAAGAAGCAGGGAAAGAUGAGGGGGACACCAAAGAGGCAGAAACCAAGGGAGGUGACAAUGCAGUAAAAGAAGAAGAGAAGAAGGCAGAUGCUGGAAAGCAGGAAAAGAAGGAAGCAACAGAGGAGAAGCCCACUGAGAAAAAGAAGGACUGAGCCAAGAGCUGCAAACGAAUGAGCCAGAGAAUGAAAACCUGUGCUAACAAGACGAGCUAAACCCCAGAGUAACAAGCGACAUGUGCGCCAACUGAGGUGCUAUAUAUAAGGAAACUGCAAGUCAGCACAACUGAGUAAGAAUAUAAACGCAAGAUCAAAGAUCCCAUGCUACAGAAUACAGUACAUAGGAAGACCGUCCUUGGUCACCUUGUCACAUUCCCGCAUUGGGGCUGGGACAGGAAUGGAAAUGUGUGUGCUGAUGAUCCCUGCUGUGCUCCUCCUCAAUAAAGCUCAU
Messenger RNA from Scleropages formosus (Asian bonytongue), 2304 nucleotides. RefSeq names its product neurofilament light chain a (gene nefla). The transcript is spliced from 4 exons. Gene Ontology annotation, molecular function: structural constituent of postsynaptic intermediate filament cytoskeleton. The record is from RefSeq and is a predicted model, not a curated record. NCBI's taxonomy places the organism in Eukaryota, Metazoa, Chordata, Actinopteri, Osteoglossiformes, Osteoglossidae. The coding region runs from base 27 to 2009 and encodes 660 amino acids. Gene Ontology annotation, biological process: neurofilament bundle assembly. Gene Ontology annotation, cellular component: axon; postsynaptic intermediate filament cytoskeleton; cytoplasm.